CGUUAGAUGAUGCUCGUUUUCUAGUUUCCACAACACAAAAUAAUUUAAAAAUAAAUGUAUUUACUUAACAUAAAUAUGCAGCCCGUGUAUACAAAUUGAAUUAUGAAUGUUUUAUAAAAAUGGACGUACCGCAGGCACCACAAGAUACGGAACUUCGGAAUAUCAUAGAUAAAUUAGCCCAAUUUGUUGCUCGAAAUGGCCUCGAGUUUGAGUUAAUGACCAAAAAUAAACAGAAAGGAAAUCCCAAGUUCCAGUUUUUAUACGGUGGUGAAUAUUUCAACUACUAUCAGUAUAAGGUUUCAGCCGAACAAGAAUUAUUUAAACAGCAGCAACAACAGGGAACUGUUUUGCCUGAUCAGGAAAACAGUUGGAACCCCCCUAACCAAAUGCAGCACUCUGCCGAAAUUGAACAGAUUAAUAAACAACAAGACACUUUACGGGAACAAAUCAAACAAAGUGAACAUAAUUUGACGGCCCAACAUACAGUGUUGCUUCAGCAACAACAAACACAGAUAGAACAAACAGUUAAAAGAUGUGAAAUUGCUGAUUUACAAAGGGAGGCCACUAAAUGUGAAGUGGUUUUGAAUGACAUUUAUGGCAUUCUGCAACCUAUAAUAGAUAGUUGUACAAAAGAUAGUAUCAGUAAUGGGAAAUCUUGGUUUUUGCAACAUGCCACUACCAAGGAAAAGGCAGACUGUAUUGUGGAGUGUUUGUUAUAUAAGGUUUUACGAACGACAGUCUUCACUCAAAAAUUACAUGUGAUAUAUUUAGUAAACGAUUUACUUCAUCAUAGUGCAAGAAAAAAUGCCAGUGAUCUUAAAGAAGCCUUAGAAAGAGUAGUCGUUCCUAUGUUUUGCAAUGCCAGCAUAACAGCUACGGCAGAACAAAAACAAAAACUAGAUAAACUGUUAAAAUUGUGGGAAUCGAAGACGAACUACUUGAAAGUUGAUACAUUAGAAAGAAUGAGAAAUCCUGUACAGAGCUAUACUCAGUAUCAAGCUGAUCAAGUAGCCAAAUAUCAGUCGGAAGUUUCUAGUUUGUCACAACAGACGAAAGUCACAUAUGAUGGGUACCAGGCCCAGCACCAGGCUUUUGUCUGCCAUGCCAUGCAGCAGAUUAUGGAUCUGCAACAGCAGAAGCAAACAUUAGAGCAACAAGCUAUAACUCAACCUACACCACCACAAGCUCCUUCUAGCACGCUUCCUUUGGAAACAAUCCAGCAGAGCCUUCAGCAAACUAUACAGAGCCUAAGUCACAGUACGCCGCAGCAAGCAUUCCCCAUUCCGACGAUAAAUUCCCACCAGAACGACAACUACAUAGACAUGAACAUUUCUAUCCCACCUCCUUCCCAGAUGAACCAACAUGGAAUGAAUCAAAGCUACUCUUCCAAUAACACUUCCAUGCCCGUCUUCCCUGCCACGCCGGACUUGAACCAAAACGGCGUCGACAGUAUGUCGUUUUCGCAACCGCCUCCAGGAUAUUUUCCGACGCCGGGGAUAUUUCCGGAUUUUUCGAAGCCCCCUCCAGGGUUUGUGUCGCCUCCAGAACCGUACGUGGAUGACCUAAUGCCGUCAGCGCCCUACUACGAGUUACCGGUUGGACUUACGGUUCCUCUCGUCAAGUUGGAAGAAACGACAUAUAAACCGUUAGAUCCUAAAGAUAUUAGGUUGCCACCUCCAGCGCCACCUAGCGAACGACUUCUAGCUGCAGUCGAAGCAUUCUUCUCAUUACCAAACCAUGAUAGGCCUAGAGACAGUAACCUUAAUUUAAUGCAUAACCCUGUACAAGAACUGGACCCGUCCAACAAGGGCCACCAGAUGCUGAAGAAGAUGGGGUGGGGCGGUAGUGGUUUAGGUGCUAACGAACAAGGUAUUGACACUCCGAUUUCGGGCGGUGACGUUCGCGAUAGACAAGAUCAGUUUAAGGGGGUGGGGUGUAACUUGAACGAUCCCUACGAGAACUUUAGGAAGAACAAGGGGGCCGCCUUCAUCACGAGGAUGAAAGCCAGGGCAGAGGAGAGAGCUGCAGAAAGAAAAGAUAUUGAUUUACCUGGCUUCUUUUUAUUCGAUUAAGUGUGAAAGUGUUUAAAACACUUUUGUCUCACUUAAAAAUCCCAUGUUUUCAUUACUGUUUUAUUAUUUUUUGUAUCAUGUGUAAUUCCGUUAAUUGAUUUGUAAAUACUGACUGUAAAAAGUUCGAUAAAAUAAAUAUUGUAGAAAAGUUA
This is a messenger RNA of Diabrotica balteata, 2224 nucleotides long. Lineage: Eukaryota; Metazoa; Arthropoda; Insecta; Coleoptera; Chrysomelidae. The record is from the annotation of a GenBank genome assembly.